GAAACUUGGACGAGUGGGUGGCGGCCGUCUAUUCUGGUUCUUGAUGAAGUCGUCGCACGCGCAACGGAAAUGCCGUCCCCGUCGUGUCUGAAAUCCUCAGCCCCGUCGGCGUCUCUUCUACGGUUUCUGCGUUCCCAGUCCGAAUCGCUUUUCUUCACAGCCAAUCCAACACCUCGCGGCAACCCUCGCCCACCGCCUCGGUUGUCUGCGCUCAGGGAUUUCACCAACAACUGCAAUCGAGUCGAAUCCUCACUAUCACAGGAACCCCUUCAAGCUAGUCUGCUACCUCUACCGAAUUUCUCAGCGAGAACUCGUAGUGGUGCACGAUGCCGAGCUUCUUUCACCCAACCUAUCUCCGCACCGGCAUCUCCCGUGCCUAAUGCGCAACCGUCGCGCACAGUGUCCACCAGAGACCGGUCGAUCUACCGCAGGCUCCUAGACUGGCGACGGAACAAGGCUGCGGAAAGUAGUAAUUAUGUGUGCAGCCCGCCGUCAUUGAUUGGAGACGGCACGGAGCCAGGCUUCACGCUCGGACGCGGAUUGGCUGCCAAGAUCACGAACGAGCCGCGACUGCGAUGUACGGAGUUUGAUAGCAAUGGAAAUGUGACUCUUGUGAACGGAGAGUUCAAAAAGAGUGAGCUGAUUGCCAAGUACGGUCUUCUUCCUCGGGAUCUCCGUAAGAUCGAUUCGUCAACUCUGCCUCAUAUUUUGGUCCGGCCUAGCGCAAUCCUUAUCAACCUUCUUCACCUCCGCGUCCUAAUCAAGGCCGAUCGGGUGCUUGUGUUUGAUGCUUACGGCUCAACCGAUUCCUAUAUGCAAUCCUUGUUCGUCUAUGAUCUGGAGGGCAAGCUGCGACAGAGACAGGCACAAAGCGCGGGCGCUUUGCCUUACGAAUUCCGGGCGCUCGAAGCUGUCUUGAUCAGUGUCACAAGUGGCUUGGAGGAGGAGUUCAACGGCGUCCGGGAGCCCGUUGUGCGCGUUCUGAGGGCUUUGGAAGAGGAUAUUGACAGAGAGAAAUUGCGGCAUCUGUUGAUCUAUUCGAAAAAGCUGGGUACUUUUGAGCAGAAGGCUCGGUUGGUGCGUGAUGCUAUCGAUGAUCUGCUGGAAGCGGAUGACGAUUUGGCUGCGAUGUACCUUACCGAGCGUGCGAAGAACAUCGAGCGUGAAGAGGACGAUCACCAGGAAGUCGAAAUGCUCCUGGAAUCUUAUCAUAAAGUAUGCGAUGAAAUUGUCCAGGCAAGCGGUAACUUGGUGACGGGAAUUCGCAACACGGAAGAAGUUGUUAAGGCGAUUCUUGAUGCUAACCGCAACUCGCUCAUGCUCCUCGACCUGAAAUUCAGCAUCGGUACUCUUGGACUUGCGACUGGAACUCUCUUCUCCGCGCUCUACGGGAUGAACUUGAAGAAUUUCAUCGAGGAGUCAGAUCUAGGAUUUGGCGCGGUCUCCGUUACUUGCUUUGCUAUCACGCUCGUUGUCUGCGUUUACGGAUUGGCGAAGCUGCGUAAGCUCCAGCGUGUUAGGAUGUGGGGUGAAGAUGGCGCAGGCGGCUCAUCUAUGGUUCAACUACCCACGAGGGGUGGUUUGGGCCAUCGACCAAAUUGGCGAGCUGAUACCAUCGAGCCUGUAUGGGGUAGUCUGCCUGGUGAAGCCCGCUCGGAUCGGCUGAAGCGCAUCAGGGACAGCUCAGUGGCGGCUGCUGUGAAGUCCGCCGCGGCACAGCGAGCAUCCUCGGCAUCAUCAGCCACGACCACCAACAUCCCUUCCAAGGCAGCAGCAGCUGAGCCUAAGGAGGCUUAGAGCUUUGAACAAUGAUUCAACCUUGAUGUCUCUUAUGUCCGCCAUGGACCGCCGCCACCGAUUCAGUGAUGGUGAUAUUCACGACCUUUUUAGAUCUGUCCUUUGUCAGUGAAUCGCAGACAAGGUGAAAUGGGCUCCCGCUUCGCUCAAUGUAAUAGAAAAGCAUGGUCGGAGUUCUUUUAGUGGGGAUCUUAUUUUGAUGCUCUGAUCAGCGGGUUAUGGUCUUCUGUUUAUCUCACAAGAACUCCCUUCUCAGUCUUAUGUUUCUUCUGAAGCUGAGCUCAGGC
Molecule: messenger RNA, 2084 nt
Organism: Aspergillus saccharolyticus JOP 1030-1
Lineage: Eukaryota; Fungi; Ascomycota; Eurotiomycetes; Eurotiales; Aspergillaceae
Product: CorA family magnesium transporter
Exons: 3
Coding region: 70-1797 (575 amino acids)
Biological process (GO): mitochondrial magnesium ion transmembrane transport
Cellular component (GO): mitochondrial inner membrane
Molecular function (GO): magnesium ion transmembrane transporter activity
Source: RefSeq, a predicted model, not a curated record